Molecule: messenger RNA, 755 nt
Organism: Hymenoscyphus albidus
Lineage: Eukaryota; Fungi; Ascomycota; Leotiomycetes; Helotiales; Helotiaceae
Source: the annotation of a GenBank genome assembly
AUGCAGCUCUCGACCACCCUCCUCCUCACGCCAUUUCUUGCUCUUCUCCCAUACGCUCUCGCCUCAAGCCAAUCCAACGACGAACAUUCGGGAAACUUCUUCAACGACUGCACGCAAACCGGGUGCAGAUGGAUAACCACAACAGGAGCGCAAACCAUAGAAUGCGUAAGUUCCCCAUCCUUAUCAACUACUUCUCAAAACCCACCUACUAACCACGCUCAGUCAUGUAAUAUCCAACCCACAGGUCCCUCGUACGUCACACUCUCCAUAUCUCGCAUCCCAUCACCAAUACCCUAGCCACCAAACCAAACCAAACCCUCCUAGCACAUAUCCCAAUUAUGUCCCAUAACAUCAAUCCCGCACGUCUACUAAAACAAACCGCAGAAACGCCAAACCCCCCAUCCUGAGUGCCAAAUUCUACAAUCAAGACUCCUACACAGGAUUCCUCUACAAAGCGUACAUCAACCCCUCAUACCCAUAUCCAGACCCCUACCCUAGCUUCACAAACUGUUACCGCAUGCCGUUUUUCUGGUAUGCUCAGGGUGGAAGUAUGUCUGGUACGUCAAUCAAGUUAUCAGAGAUGAGAAGUAUACUGACGAACAACUGCAACAGUAAACACAACAACAACAAAAGCUUGCUACGUCUACACAGCUCCCGAUUGUAAAGGCGACCGUACGGAAGUCAGAAGUGAUGUUCAGGAGUUCCUAGGAUUGUACCAUGAUGGUGUGAGGAGCUUUCAAUGUUUUGGCUAUUGA